Messenger RNA from Grammomys surdaster, 5551 nucleotides. It is a transcript of the gene Nek9, whose product is annotated as NIMA related kinase 9. The transcript has 22 exons. The record is from RefSeq and is a predicted model, not a curated record. Gene Ontology annotation, biological process: protein phosphorylation. The coding region runs from base 139 to 3081 and encodes 980 amino acids. Gene Ontology annotation, molecular function: ATP binding; protein kinase binding; protein kinase activity. Lineage: Eukaryota; Metazoa; Chordata; Mammalia; Rodentia; Muridae. Gene Ontology annotation, cellular component: centrosome.
AGGAGCCACCAUGGAAGCUCACUGGGCCGCGGGGCCGCCUAAGCCGCUGGCUGCCGUCUGAGGCCGGUGAGGCGCUACGCGGCCGGGGCUGCCCGCCGUGGAUACGCAGGCGGCUCCUGCCGAGCUGCGGCCUCCGCCAUGUCGGUGCUGGGCGAGUACGAGCGACACUGCGAUUCCAUCAACUCGGACUUCGGAAGCGAGUCCGGGGGCGCCGGGGACUCGGGCCCGGGCCCCAGCGCGAGCCCGGGGCCGCGAGCCGGCGGUGCGGCGGAGCAGGAGGAGCUGCACUACAUCCCCAUCCGCGUCCUGGGCCGCGGAGCCUUUGGGGAGGCCACGCUGUACCGCCGCACCGAGGAUGACUCCCUGGUGGUGUGGAAGGAGGUUGAUUUGACCCGGCUUUCUGAGAAGGAACGUCGCGAUGCCUUGAAUGAGAUUGUCAUUCUGGCGCUGCUGCAGCACGACAACAUUGUUGCCUACUACAAUCACUUCAUGGACAACACCACCCUGCUGAUCGAGCUGGAGUACUGCAACGGAGGGAACCUCUAUGACAAAAUCCUUCGUCAGAAGGACAAGUUGUUCGAAGAAGAGAUGGUGGUGUGGUACCUUUUUCAGAUUGUUUCAGCAGUGAGCUGUAUCCAUAAAGCUGGAAUCCUCCAUAGAGAUAUAAAGACAUUAAAUAUUUUUCUGACCAAGGCGAAUCUGAUAAAGCUUGGAGACUAUGGCCUAGCAAAGAAACUUAAUUCUGAGUACUCUAUGGCUGAAACACUUGUGGGCACUCCAUAUUACAUGUCUCCAGAGCUCUGCCAAGGAGUAAAGUACAAUUUCAAGUCUGAUAUCUGGGCAGUGGGCUGUGUCGUUUUUGAACUGCUUACUCUGAAAAGAACAUUCGAUGCUACAAACCCACUCAACCUAUGUGUGAAGAUCGUGCAGGGAAUCCGGGCCAUGGAAGUUGAUUCUAGUCAGUAUUCUCUGGAACUGAUCCAGUUGGUACACUCGUGCCUCGACCAGGAUCCUGAGCAGAGACCCACUGCAGAUGAACUUCUGGAUCUCCCCCUUCUCAGGAAACGUAGGAGAGAGAUGGAAGAAAAAGUCACUCUGCUAAAUGCACCUACAAAGAGACCAAGGUCAAGCACUGUGACUGAAGCACCCAUUGCUGUGGUAACAUCACGAACCAGUGAAGUCUAUGUUUGGGGUGGUGGAAAAUCCACACCUCAGAAAUUGGACGUCAUCAAGAGUGGCUGUAGUGCUCGACAGGUGUGCGCAGGGAACACCCACUUUGCUGUGGUCACCGUGGAGAAGGAACUUUACACCUGGGUGAACAUGCAAGGGGGCACUAAACUUCAUGGUCAGCUAGGACACGGAGACAAAGCUUCUUAUCGACAGCCAAAGCAUGUGGAAAAGUUGCAAGGAAAAGCUAUCCACCAAGUGUCAUGUGGUGAUGACUUCACUGUUUGUGUGACAGAUGAGGGUCAGCUCUAUGCCUUUGGAUCAGAUUAUUAUGGCUGCAUGGGAGUAGACAAGGUUUCUGGCCCUGAAGUGCUAGAACCCAUGCAGUUAAACUUCUUCCUCAGCAAUCCAGUGGAGCAGGUCUCCUGUGGAGAUAAUCAUGUGGUAGUUCUCACACGAAACAAGGAAGUCUACUCUUGGGGCUGUGGUGAAUAUGGACGACUGGGUUUGGAUUCAGAAGAGGAUUACUAUACACCACAGAGGGUGGAUGUUCCAAAAGCCUUAGUCAUUGUUGCGGUUCAGUGUGGCUGUGAUGGGACGUUUCUGCUCACCCAGUCAGGCAAAGUGCUGGCCUGUGGACUCAAUGAGUUCAACAAGCUGGGUCUGAAUCAGUGUAUGUCUGGACUCAUCAACCAUGAGGCAUACCAUGAAGUUCCCUACACGACUUCCUUUACCUUGGCCAAACAGUUGUCCUUUUACAAAAUCCGUACCAUUGCCCCAGGCAAGACUCACACGGCUGCUAUUGAUGAACGAGGCCGGUUGCUGACUUUUGGCUGUAAUAAGUGUGGGCAGCUGGGUGUUGGGAAUUAUAAGAAGCGCCUGGGAAUCAACCUGUUGGGGGGACCCCUUGGUGGGAAGCAGGUGAUCAGGGUCUCCUGUGGCGAUGAGUUUACCAUCGCUGCCACCGAUGAUAAUCACAUUUUUGCCUGGGGUAAUGGUGGUAAUGGCCGCCUGGCAAUGACUCCCACAGAGAGACCACAUGGCUCUGAUAUCUGUACCUCAUGGCCUCGGCCUAUUUUUGGAUCUCUGCAUCAUGUCCCAGACCUUUCUUGCCGUGGCUGGCACACCAUUCUUAUUGUUGAGAAAGUGUUGAAUUCCAAGACCAUCCGUUCUAACAGCAGUGGCCUGUCCAUCGGAACUGUGGUUCAGAGCUCCAGCCCAGGCGGCGGCGGCGGCAUUGGUGGCGGUGGUGGCGGGGGUGAAGAGGAGGACAGUCGGCAGGAAUCUGAAACUCCAGAUCCAAGUGGAGGCUUCCGAGGAACAAUGGAAGCAGACCGUGGAAUGGAAGGUUUAAUCAGUCCCACAGAGGCCAUGGGAAACAGCUGUGGGGCUAGCAGCUCCUGCCCUGGCUGGCUUCGGAAGGAGCUGGAAAACGCAGAGUUCAUCCCCAUGCCUGACAGCCCAACUCCCCUCAGUGCAGCAUUUUCACAGUCUGAGAAGGACACUCUGCCCUAUGAAGAGCUGCAAGGACUCAAAGUCGCAUCUGAAGUUCCUCCGGAACACCAGCCCGCAGUGGGAGCCUGGCCCCCCCGGCUGAAUCCUGCAGUGCCACGUGUUGGCAAAGCCUUGACCUCUCCUGCGUGUGCGUGCAGUGCUCUGCAGGUGGAGGUUGACAGGUUGCAGAGUCUGGUGUUAAAGUGUCUGGAUGAACAGCAGAAGCUCCAGCAAGAAAACCUCCAGAUUUUUACCCAACUACAAAAGCUCAACAAGAAAUUGGAAGGAGGCCAGCAGGUUGGGAUGCACUCCAGAGGAACCCAGACAGCAAUGGAAGACGUGGAAAUGGAUCCAAAGCCCGACGUAGAUUCGGAUUCCUGGUGCCUCCUUGGAACAGAUUCUUGUCGGCCCAGCCUCUAGUGUCCUGAGCCCACAUAGCCCUCAGGAAACUGGGACCCACAGAGCUUCCCUGCGCACUCCCCGAGUGCAGAGAGCGGCUUCCCUGGCUUUGCUCACUUGCAGACACAGAGCCCAGGGCAGAGGAAGGCUGUAAAGCACUUUCCUUGUGCAUUUGGACAGUGGCGUUGCCUUUUACAUAGGAUCUAGGAGUGGUUUUCUUGUUUGGGAGAAUGGAAGGGUCCUGUGGCCCUGGCUUUGUCAUCAGUGACUGCCCUAGCAGCAGCAGCUCUGCACCUCGUCUUCUGAGCCCACCUUUGAAGAGGAGACACAGUACUCACCUUAAUUGCACUGGCAGCAGCUCAUUUUCUGUUUAUCAUUUUCAUCAUUAAUUGGAAGCUGCCUUGGGAUUUAAGCUCCAGGCAUUACACAUCUGGAUGGAUGAAGGAGAAUUUAAAAAUGGAGUGGGCUGCCCAGGGUCCUUCAGAGAGUGGUAAAGUGUUCAUGCCUUCUCAGAAGCCUGGAGUCCAGGCAGGAAAAUCCACUGCUAGAGUCAGUCUAGAGCUGAUCAUCAGGAAGUUCAGUUACUUGAUGCAGCUUUGUGAGGAAAGCUUGGAUUGCCCUCACCAUGGAGGUUGUUUGAAACAUCAGUGAAGAGCAGAGAGAGGGCAGGUCCCUCCUCACAUUAGCCAGACUUUGAGGCUACAGUUAGUACAAGGUGGGGUGUCCCAGCUCUGGGGGAUUCCUCCAAGACAGAAGGUGUCUAAGCAAAUUACACCAUCAUCGGGUAGUAGGUAGAGCUGUGGGAGAAAAUCAUGGGGGAGGUAACACUUCCUUCAGUGUCUUGCCUUGGUAUCUGAGGACCUCAGUGACUCUGAGGUCUUCUGCCCCUGUGAAGGCCUCUCUGUACCUCUAGUGUCCUGGCCCUUAGGGGUCUGAUUGGCAUGAGCAGCCCUGGGCACUUCCUCUCCAUGUCUAGUCAGUAUUUUCCCUUUGGUGUGUUUUGGAGUCACAUCAUACCCAGUAAAUCAGUAUCAUCUUUUGUACUUGAGUAGCCCAAAGCCAGCACCAAAUCCUUGGGGUCACAAAAGCUUGACAGGUAGAACCUGCCAAGUAAGAGGGAAUUGGCUGCAAGCUCACUUCUGUGUUCUUGUUGAGUGGAGCAAGCUACCUUUUCCAAAGACAGUAUAUGUCCUAGAAGAGCCAACCUUCUAGGCAGGCAUUUGAUAGUUUCCCUUAAAUGUGAGCCUUGUGCUUCCACCAAGUCUAAUGGAUUGCUUGUGUUUGAGGCCACAGCAGCUCCUUUGAUAAGUACCACAUCCUCUGUGCUACACACAGCUAAAUUCAUAUCGUUUGAUUUAACCAAACCAAAAAGAGGUUUGCUGUCUCUUUUAAUACUGCAGGAGGACCUACCUAUGCAGGAGAAACUUGCCAUUUCCUUGAGCUAGUGGUGUAAAGGCUGGUGCUGAGAGGAAGCCCCAUCUCUGAGGACAGGCAUCUCUGUCCAUUGGGGUCCUCGUUUUCUCAAUUCUGAGAAGCACAGUACAGUAGUACUCAUGUCAUCACUGAAGCUUAUUCCCAGAAUAAGGGAAAGCCCAAUCCUGAUGUAAGGGUCUGGCAGUAAACCCUGCGGAGAGUUUUGGUUCAGUUUGGUCAAUGCAACUUUGGUUUUUGUCAGGACUGGCUGGCCUUUCAAGGUCCUGUAUCCUGAUGCUUACCAUCUCAGCAGGCCUGAGAGGCAGGGAUUAGGGCGUUCAGUAUGAGCAUUGUAUCUGCUCUGGAGCUGAGGGGUAUGGGCAUGUUGCUGACUGUGUGUGACAGUGAGUGUUGAGGCAGGCAGGAGUCCUGGGAGUCAUGCUCAAGUAGAGCAUGGUGGUCGUUUUCUCUACCAUGUUCCUUUGGGAAGUCUAGGUUUGCUAUUAAUCUAGCUGAGAAUCUAAGUUCUGUGCCUUAGAGACAAUUUGCACUUUCCAGAAUUGUGCCUAGGACAACCGUAAGAUUUUUUUCCCUACCAAACAGCUAUGCAAACAAAAACCAGUUCAACAGUCACAACCAUACACUGGGUUGAGUAAAAGUCAAGACAGCAGAAAUGUCUUCAAAUGGUUUUCUAUAGCUAAAUCUUCAAAAAUUGUCCUGCUUCUCCUCUAUGCAGUACUAGGUGUUUGAAGCUUCCCAGUAGUGUUGCUUUGAGUUACAGUAUAGCCUGCGUUUAUCCUCUGUGCCAACACUAGGCUGCAGAGCCAGCUUGUUGUUAGCCAGAUGCUGGGAAGGAUGAGGAUGGCGUGGUGCGGCUUUUCUGUUUUAAAUAAAUGUUUAAACUCUCCGAAAGUGCUGUGCUUCAGUGAGCCUGUCCACCACCUCAGUCACCGGAGAUGGAACACCCACAGUUCUAGACCUUGGGAAAUCUCUAAUUCUGUGAGUCUUCUAUAAAUAAAUAAAUAAAAGUGUUCUUUUAACAGAAAUGACACAAGAGACAUUACACGGAAAUAACCUC